Molecule: messenger RNA, 1257 nt
Organism: Cylindrotheca closterium
Lineage: Eukaryota; Bacillariophyta; Bacillariophyceae; Bacillariales; Bacillariaceae
Source: the annotation of a GenBank genome assembly
AUGGACUUGAAACAAUUCUGCGGCCGACGCAAUGGACGUCAAAUCGCACUAAGCACUUGCGAUCCAGAGGUCCAUGAAAAGUCUUGCGAUCGUGAAUACGACCUCUUUGUCCCCGCCAGCGUUUGCCAGAACAUGGACACCAACCAGACGUAUAUUGGUGGACUCUUGCCGACAGUAUUUGCCGUUCACUGUCAAUUCUGCCAUGCCAACGACAUGUAUCACUGGGAGACUGUCGCCACAAAGUAUAAUUUUGUGUUGGUUGUCCCACACGGAUACGAUGAUACCUUUAAUGGCCAGCAAUGUUGCGGUCAUGCCGUCGAAAAAGAUAUUGAUGAUGUCGCAUUCUUUCAAGACGUCAUUGAUGAUAUCAACGAUGAAUUUGAUUUCGUCUCUAAAGAUAUUGUCUAUGGUUAUGGUCACAAGAAUGGUGGAUUUAUGGUAGCCCGUGCGGCCAACUUGUUCCGAGCCAUUGCUCCUGUUGCUGGAUAUCACGUAGAUCUUCCUAAAUUGCACAAACCCGUCGGUCUUUUCUUGCAUCACAGCGAAAAUGACAAGUCGGCCCGCAUCACUGGUUGCUGUGCGUCCAGCUUGGAGGAGUCGGAGGACCCAAAGAUUGAUACUCAACAAUGUUCGGGAGGUGUUGAAAAUCUGUUGGAUACCUGUACGUCUGCGCAUGAGUUCGUCCAACACUUUGGAAAACAUGUCAACCACUGCGACCGCGGCGAACCCGAAAUGAUCUUUGAGGAUGAGAAACGACAGAUUACUUGUUUCCAGCAUUCCAACUGCAAGGCCAAUACGACCAUGUGCAUUCACGCAAAUGGCGGUGAUUUCAAGCCCGUCAAGGACCGAUUCCCAAUGACUAUGGAAGUGGCUGAUUUCUUUGCCCGAGAUGCUUGCUUCUUGUCCAAGGGAAGUUCUUGGGUGACCGAUGACCGCAAUCCCGAGUGCGUGUGCAAGGAUGAAAAUAGUACCGCUGUCUAUUGUCUGAACGAAUACCAUGUUGGAUUUUUCGACAACUUGAAUUUGGGCCCUGUCGAAGAUUUGCCAAUAUAUAUCUCGCUUCCAGUAUUUCUUGUGACGGUGCUUUUGAUGGUUUUUGGAAUUUGCCGCAUGCGUCGAAAGAAUGCUGAAGAAGAGAAAUACAAGGACUUUUUCAAGGUGUCAACCGUCGAAAUGUCCGAGAUGGGGGACGACGAGGACGAGGACGGCGACGGUACUCCUUCCAAGUUCCGUCGACCGCUGAGCGGAAUGAUCUAG